UUCGAAUCUACUCUCUGUAUUACAUAUCUUUUGAAUUUAAAAUCCUUCCAAUAAAGGUUGUUACCGAUUGUUUAUUUUAAAUUAGGUCUAUCAUUUUAUUUGUUUGGAGAUUUUCUACACAAUCUCUGACGUCAUCAGAAGUGGCCUACGCAAGGUUUUGAUAACCAACAAAAUAAACUUCAAUGAGGUGAUCAGCCCCCGAUCAGGGCCGAUUCCAUGAUGUCGAGGGGAUCCAAGUCUUCGCUUCGUGGAGAAUGUGGAUUGGUGGAAGUGAAAAGCAAAUAUGACGCAGAAUUCAGAAGGUUUUCCGUUGACAAAAAUAGAAUGAAGGAAUAUGAGGGUUUUGAAACACUUCUGGCAUCAUUACACAACAUUGAUCAGCAGAGCUUUGUAAUAACAUAUACGGACAUCCAUGGAGACCUGCUGCCCAUCAACAAUAAUGAGAACUUCCAGAAAGCUCUUAGCACAGCUAAACCACUGUUACGGGUCAUGGUACAAAUGAAAGGAGAAAGUUAUGAACAAAUGAAUGGGUAUGGAACAAUAACAAAGAAGAAGAAUAAAAUUUCUAAGUUGAUGGGAAGCGGUGCAAAUGAACCUAUAGCAGGUGCCAAACCAAAGCUUACGAUCGGACUUCCAGAGGAUUUCCGACGUGUCUCAGCAAUUAUUGAUGUUGACAUUGUUCCUGAACAUCAUCGUCGUGUAAAAUUAAUGAAAAAUGGUUCAGACAAACCUCUCGGAUUUUAUAUCAGAGAUGGCACAAGUGUUAGGGUGACUCCUCAUGGGUUAGAGAAAGUCCCAGGGAUUUUUAUUUCUAGACUUGUACCAGGUGGUUUGGCAGAAAGCACGGGACUUCUAGCUGUGAAUGAUGAAGUCUUGGAAGUGAAUGGUAUAGAAGUGGCUGGUAAAACGUUAGAUCAGGUGACAGACAUGAUGGUGGCGAACAGUUCAAAUCUGAUUAUUACUGUGAAACCAGUGAAUCAGCGAUUGACUUUAGCUCCUCAGAGAGGGGGCCCAGGGAGACACUCCCAAAUGUCCCAGGCCUCUCAAGCCUCCUCCCAGCUGUCCUUCAACUCCCAGAGGUCAUCCAAGUCCUUUGACAGUGAUCAUGUUCAAGAACAAGAUGACGAGGAUGAUGAAGUUCAUGAUCAUUUGUUACCUGCCAAGAAGAACACCAGUAACACACAAGUUGUUACUUUAUAGAGAGAUCCAAUUUUAUUUUAUCCACUGUUUGUCAUUUUUAAUGUUCAUAUAUGGUCAAUGAGAAAUUGUCAUACAUUUUAAAUAUGAAAUAAGACAAUGAAUGCAUGCAUGUUAUUAUGGAACUAUUUGUAUUUUAAAUGAAUUUCAAAUUAUUUUAUUCUUGUACCUCUAUAUUUUUAAAUUUGACAUCUUGCACUUUUUAAAUGAGUCAUGCGUUUAUGGUUUUUAGUUAUUCCAUAUUUUUGCAAAUCCCUAAGUUCAGCAGCAAUGUCUUUGCCACUAUGCAAAUUUGUAUGAUAUGUACAUGUACACAUGUAUGUUUUUUAUUCUGACUUGAACACUAUAAGUCACUGUGUGCACAAUCUCUGUUUUCUACUACUUUUAUUUAAUCCAUUGAUAUACAGCUUUUAGUGAUAAAAAUAACUUUUAUAUUGCUAUUUAUACUUGUUCACAAGGACCAAGGUUACUUUUAAAGUGAAAAUUUAUUUUUGAAAUGUUGUUUUUAAAGCCUGUUUGUUGAACUCUGUUAAACAGAGGGGAGUUGUGAAUUGAACAAUUUUUGAGACAUAUCUUGCCUUGAAUGCCUUCUUCAUUUGCUUGUUUUCUAGUCCUGUAGUGGAUAUUAUUACAAGGUCAUUGUUGUAUUUUAGCACAUGAGUACUGAAAUUCAUCCAUACAUGUUUUUGUAGUAUGUUUCAUUUUUCAAAGAUUAUUGGUCUUUGUGCGAUGUCAUCGUCCCAGUGAAACGACUAUAAAGUGAUUUGGUUUAGAAAUAGAAAUGUAGAUACGGGGUACGUGUAGAGUGUUACGGAGUUUUAAGUUUGGACAAUUAGUAUAUGCUGAUAUACGCUAUAGAACAGCAGUUGUGUAUAUCCUUGUGCAGGUAGGCAGAAUAUUUAUAUAUAUCUAUAUAAUGAGAGGGAACAGAAACUUGCUUUUGCCAUAGUUAUGAAAUGGUACUGUCUGAUGAACAACUAUCGAUACAUUCACUUAUGCAUACUAAUUUGGACCAAGAUGAAUAUAUGUGGUUUACCGGGACCUGAUAUUUAGAUGUACAUGUAUGUAGUGAGGUACAAUUAACAAAUAUGUCUUUCAUAUCCUUCUGUAAUCAUUGAUGUAUGUGAAAUGAUUUAGCUAAUUUACUCUAUCAAUGUGACAUAAUUUACAAGGCAUGAAUACUACAAUGUUUGAACAUGUUACAUGUAUUCAAUUCAAAGUCUUGAAUUUUUAUUUAAACUGCACCAAUGUGUUGAAUCUGUGGAAACUUUAUCUCAUAGACCAUAGGUAUAAAAGGGGGUCUCUGUUGCAUAUAAUGUAUUUUCUGGUUCUGUUACAUGUUGAAAGGAUUGUACACUGAAAUACUGUGUAAACUAGUGGAAUUCAUAGCAUAGAAAUUGGAUGUAAAUUUUUUCUGAUCGUUAUAUAUAGAGCAGUUAUUUUCCUUUAUUAUCGCGCAAAGUGUUUAUAUUGUCAUGAAAAAUCAGUUUAAAUUGAUGUUUAAAUUUAUAUUACAAGUCUUCCAUGGCAAGAAACGCUAUCAAAUACUUUUUCCAGUCAAACAUUCCUUGAAUAUUUAUUUGGUCUGUGGAACUACUUGUUGACUAUAUGAGAUGGAAACUAAUAGGGGUGUGUAAUAUGUAUGAAAUAUCUUAUACUCUCUAUUAUUGAGAUGAAUAUUUUGCAAUCUUUUUUGGAUACAGAAAAUAUUCUUCCUCUGGUGUUUCGGAAUACUGCUAAAACUUCUAGUUCCCAGACCCAACAGGGCGUCAUAUGUCCAUGUCUACUAGUUUAUCGUAAAAAUAUUCACAAUUUUGUUACAAAGUUGAAUUUGCAAUAUCUGUUGUCUUGUAUAACCAAACGUUAUUAACAUAACUAUUAAUUUUGAUUUUAAUUAAAUAUAUGAUACUACAAUG
Ostrea edulis (European flat oyster) is the source of this 3113-nucleotide messenger RNA. RefSeq names its product partitioning defective 6 homolog beta-like. Gene Ontology annotation, molecular function: protein binding. The record is from RefSeq and is a predicted model, not a curated record. The coding region runs from base 217 to 1200 and encodes 327 amino acids. The transcript is spliced from 3 exons. Gene Ontology annotation, biological process: centrosome cycle. NCBI's taxonomy places the organism in Eukaryota, Metazoa, Mollusca, Bivalvia, Ostreida, Ostreidae.